This is a messenger RNA of Sphaerulina musiva SO2202, 1669 nucleotides long. RefSeq lists its product as uncharacterized. Gene Ontology annotation, cellular component: nucleus. The record is from RefSeq and is a predicted model, not a curated record. The coding region runs from base 1 to 1251 and encodes 416 amino acids. The transcript is spliced from 2 exons. Lineage: Eukaryota; Fungi; Ascomycota; Dothideomycetes; Mycosphaerellales; Mycosphaerellaceae.
AUGGGGCUGAUAGAAUAUCUUCUAUUGUGCCUCCCCCCUCCGAACAGCGGGGCCAUUGUCGCAAGGCUGAUUUCGCACAAAGACAAGCACCUCUACAACCAGGAGAAGCGCCGCAACCUCUCCAAGGGCAAGGCCAUCUCCUCGUCCUCCACCCUCUCCUUCACCUCACAGUUGAGCUCCCUCAUCAGCACAAAUUUGAACACCUCGAAACCAUCUUCUGGUCGCUCGAAAGCGAAGAAAGAGGACAUUUUCGCAACACACAACAAGAACACCGCGAAAAGAGCGAAACGCGAUCUCGAAGCAAAUGAUUCCACGUCUUUUGAGCAGAAGCACACCACAAACGGCGAAUCACUCGACAAGGGCAUCUGGGAGCGAAGCAAACGCAAGAUGGAAGAAAAGGCCCGCCUAUAUGCUGCCAUGAAGAGAGGAGACGUGGAAGAUGCCGACGAACGAUAUGCGGUGGAUUUCGACGCCAAGUGGGCUGCAGGGCGUGCCGAUGAGAAGGAGAGUGACUCAGACGAUGACGGUGCUGGUGAAGACGAUGAAGAAGAGAUAGAGUACGUCGAUGAGUUUGGCAGAACGAGAAAAGGGACCAAGAUCGAUGCGCUGCGUGCGACCCAGCAACAUCAGCGCCAAGAAGAAGGAACUGGCGUAUUGCCUGCCGCUCCUAGUCAUGUCAUUCGAGGAGAUACGAUACAGCAUCAAGCUUUCGAUCUGGAUGAACCGAGGGCUGCACAGAUGGCGGAGUUGGCCAAGAAGAGGGAUAAGAGUCUGACUCCUCCACCCGACGAGCACUUCGAUGGCAAUAAGGAAAUCAGGACGAAGGGCACAGGGUUCUUCCAGUUCUCGGGCGAUGCGGACGAGAGAAAGAAGCAGAUGGAGAAUCUUGAGAACGAGCGAGCCGAGACAGAACGAAAGAGAAAAGAACGAGACAGCAAGAUGGCAGAGCGACGAGCGCAGAUCGAGGCUAGGAGACUGGAAGUCCAAAAGAAGAGUGCCAAGAGAAAGGCCGAUGAGUUUUUAGAUGAGCUUAGUGCGCAGAUGGAUGGUCCCUCAGCGCCCAGGACACCACCUUCGGGCAGUCAGAAGCGCCCUCGCUCGAGAGAGUCGCCAAGUGAUGUCUACGCCGAGUUACGCGAGAGCGGACAUUCUGGAUCCAUCAUGAAGGCUCCGCCGGACAUGAUAGAUCGCAUCGAAAAGGCCAUUCGCAACGACGAAGCAGAAUCAGAAGCCGUAGCCAUGGGUUUCUGAGCACCUCAGACGCAGAAGAAAGUCCUGCGGAAGCUACAACCUUUAGUGUACUGCCCGACAUGGUGCGAUGUACGAUAACCAGUGCCCGAAUCAAUUCAUGCACUAUAUCACAGAGAAGCCACAACUUGUUUGGCCAUGAACGACGACGCCGAAGCUCACGAUGAGAUCUGGAGCCUCUUCCGCCAGUGUGUGGUACAUGACCUUUCUCUAGCGAAUCCUCUUUACACAUCCGAGACUCGACUGAAUUUUCGCAACCGGGUGCUUUCUCAGCUGGGCCGUGCAAGCUGCAGAAUUGAGGGCUGCUAUUGAGAUUGGUGCCAUAGUGACAGAAACAGAAUGAGAUGAAAGAGGGACAGGAAUGAAAUGAGUCGGCUUAUGUUAAAUGAAAUAAUGUAACUGGCAGUCAACUCAAUCACAU